Baudoinia panamericana UAMH 10762 is the source of this 1704-nucleotide messenger RNA. RefSeq lists its product as uncharacterized. The transcript has 2 exons. Gene Ontology annotation, molecular function: CoA-ligase activity. The coding region runs from base 1 to 1704 and encodes 567 amino acids. NCBI's taxonomy places the organism in Eukaryota, Fungi, Ascomycota, Dothideomycetes, Mycosphaerellales, Teratosphaeriaceae. The record is from RefSeq and is a predicted model, not a curated record.
AUGUUGUGGAAGUCGCCGCAUCCUGGCUUGGACAUUCCAGAAACCCUAACGACGUGGCAGUGGGCCUUUGAAUCGCCAAGAUACGCUCCCACACAUUAUGCUGCAAAGGAGAACCUUGGAAGCUACGUUGAUGUAGCAACGAACAAGCGUCUCACCUACGAUACUGUCAAGGAAAGCGCCACUCUCCUGAGUACUGUGCUUGUCCAGAAACAUGGCCUCAAACCAGGUGACACCGUAUCCUUGUUCUCCACCAACUCCAUCUGGUACCCAGUUGCAAUGUGGGCAACCGUUCGAGCGGGUGGCAGGGUCAACGGUGCGUCUUCAGCAUACAAUGCUGAAGAGAUGGCCUUCGCGAUGAAGACUGCUUCCACUAGAUUCCUCUUUACCUUGCCUGCCUCUCUCGACGUUGCAGUGGCGGCAGCAGACGCUGUAGGCUUGCCUCAUAGUAACAUCUUCCUCCUCGACGGCCAGCGAAACGGCUUUGUCAGCCUUCAAAAUCUCGUGGCUGAGGGACAGGCCUAUUUCGUGCUCCCAUCCUGGCAAAUACCACCAAGCCAGACCAACAGGGAUGUAUGUGGCUAUCUUAACUUCAGUUCUGGCACGACUGGCCUGCCGAAAGCGGUCAUGCUGUCACACCACAACAUAAUUGCACAAUGUCAUCAACUCAAGCAGCUUCAGCUCGUUUCGUCUGGCAAACGAUACACCAUUCUUGCGGUUAUGCCGCUCUUCCACAUCACUGGUCUCGUCCGCUUCUGCCAUUACCCGGUCUUCAUGAACGGAGACUGCAUUAUGAUGCCUUCAUUUAAUAUGGAGACCAUGCUCAAAACAAUCAUUCAACACGAGAUAGAGGAGCUAAUUCUGGUUCCGCCGAUUAUAAUUCGAGUGGUCAGAGACCCUGUAGUCGACAAAUACCUGGCGGACCUUCAGCGAGUGGUGAAACGAUGGUCCUCUGGCUCCGCACCGACCGCGCCGGAAAUCAUCCAGCUCUUGAAGAAGAAGUUCCCAAACACCGGUUUCCGGCAAGGCUACGGUGCGACGGAGUCAACAGCAUGCAUUUCCUGCCAUCCGCCAAGCCACUACGACUACAAGUACGCGCACACAGGAGGCUUACCGUGCGCCAACACCGUCGUUAAAGUUGUAGACCUGGAUGACCCGACCAGUGAGCUGGGCACAAACCAAACAGGCGAGAUUUGCGCAAAGGGCCCGCAAAUAGCAAUGGGUUACCUGAACAACCCUGCCGCCACCGCCGAGACGUUUAAGGGCGGCUUCCUGCAUACCGGCGACGUGGGCCACAUAGACGACGAAGGUUUGAUCCACAUUGAAGACCGCAUCAAGGAGAUGAUCAAAGUGAAAGGGCAGCAGGUGCCCCCCGCCGAGCUGGAAGACUUGCUGCUCGGCCACGAUAUGGUCGAAGACUGUGCAGUGCUCGGGAUACCGGAUGACUACGCCGGCGAAAAGCCGAAAGCCUACGUCGUACCCAAAGCGAGUGUCGAAGCGAGCCAAGAAGUCGGCCAGACGCUGCUACGCUUUGUCCAGGAGAAGAAGGUGAAGUACAAAUGGCUCUCAGAGAUUGAGUUCUGUACCGCCAUACCAAAAUCGCCAACUGGAAAGCUUCUGCGGCGGAUAUUGAAGGCGAGAGACCGCGAGAGCGGCAGAAAUAAAGGCCUGUGUGUCACGGACAGACCAGAGAGAGCUCGUCUAUGA